Rhodamnia argentea is the source of this 1050-nucleotide messenger RNA. RefSeq lists its product as uncharacterized. Gene Ontology annotation, molecular function: fatty acyl-CoA hydrolase activity. Bases 59 to 568 code for a protein of 169 amino acids. Lineage: Eukaryota; Viridiplantae; Streptophyta; Magnoliopsida; Myrtales; Myrtaceae. The record is from RefSeq and is a predicted model, not a curated record. The transcript has 3 exons.
AAAGCUCUGCCGUUCUAUUUUCAUACGCAGGUCGUCGUUAUUUCUUUACUCCUCGACUAUGGCGACCGAGACUCUAGUGAAGAUCUCGCAGGACGUCCCUCGCGAGCACGUGGACGAGAUGGUCCGCUUCUUGGAGAGGACCGGAGCCUCGGAUUCCAUUCCGCCUCCGUACGCGGCCGCCGACGGCUACUCCGACCUCCUCUGCAGCUCCCUCAGAGCCGAUCGAGUCCAGCGAGGCAAAGUGUCUUGCCUCCUCUCUGUCGGACCUCCACUCUUGAACGCGUAUGGUGGACUGCACGGGGGAGCUGUUGCUGCUGUUGCAGAGAGAGUGGCAAUUGGUUGCGCUAGAACAGUCAUGCACAAGGAUAAAGAGCUGUUUCUUGGCGAAUUGAGCAUUUCUUACCUCUCUGCUGCCCCUCAAAAUUCUGAGCUGAUCAUUGAUGCUUCGGUGGUGAGGACCGGAAGAAAUGUGACUGUAGUAGAGGUCAAUUUCAAAUCGAAAAAGUCUGAAAAGCUUGCCUUUGCUGCUCGAGCUACCUUUUUUAAUAUGCCCCUUGCUAAGUUGUGAGAAUUUGAAGCCAAUUCACGGACAAAAUCCAUGUAUCUUAACAAGAAUUAAGAUAUUCAUCCUGUUGCUGCAUCAAGCACUAAUGGUAUGCCAUCGUGGUAUGUCGAUAAACUACUACUCUGCUAGUGCCAUAUUGUGCUAUAUGUCUGCCAUUUGACAUUGCAGGUUAAUUUGUGCAUUUUUCUAGUUUCAUGCCUUCCUGCAGAAUAUAGUGAUGGACUCUGCAAUAUUUUGCUUGAAUAGCCUUGAUUCACUUGAGAGUGUAGGACCAUCCUAGGAAGAUGCUUUUUAGGUGGUUAGAUGUGUCAACCUCUUCUGACGAAAAAUAAAGAUUCAUAGAACUUCAUGGAUGAACAAGACCAUCAUUGUUGAUCUUAAUAAUAACUCGGAAGAGGUUUUGUCGUAGUUUGGCUUUGUUGGCUGUUGUAUUUGUGCGCUGAACGUCGUCAAUGAGAGUGAAAUUCUGAAGAUUUGUUAGCGCU